AUGGCAAAAAACCAGUGCCCUCCUCUUCUUAACCCUCUCUUUCUCUCUCUAUUUGUGUUGCUAGCCACCCAUUGCCAUGCAGCACUAACCAAGGAAAGGAAGGUGCACGUCGUGUACAUGGGAGACCUGAACAACGAUGUAUCAGCCAAGUCGAUGCACCAUCUCAUGCUACAAGAUGUGCUCGGAAGUUCCGAUGCCGCGAAAGAGUCCUUCAUCUACAGCUAUGGCCGAAGCUUCAAUGGAUUCGCUGCCAGGCUCACCGAUGAGGAAGUCCAAACGUUUUCUGAGAUGGAGGGAGUGGUUUCUGUUAUUCCAAACACCAUGUUGCAGCUUCACACCACCAGAUCAUGGGAUUUUAUGGGAUUAACUAUGAAUGUGACAACCCCUGCUCCUUACGAAACCGAUGUAGUCGUUGGGCUCCUCGACACCGGAAUAUGGCCGGAGUCUUUGAGUUUCAACGAUGAAGGAAUGGGACCACCUCCCAAAUCAUGGAAAGGAAUAUGCCAAACUGCUGAUAACUUCACCUGCAACAAUAAGAUCAUUGGAGCACGAUUCUACAAAAGCGACGGUUACUAUGACGAGACAGACUUCAAGUCCCCGAGGGACUCUGUGGGACAUGGCACUCACACUGCUUCGACUGCGGCUGGCAGGCCUUACAACGGGGCGAGCUAUUUUGGAUUGGGCAAAGGUCUUGCAAGGGGCGGUGUCCCUUCAGCAAGAGUUGCAGUUUACAAGGUUUGUUGGGCCGGUGGUCGCUGUGGCCUUGCGGACAUACUUGCGGGAUUCGAUGAUGCCAUUGCAGAUGGGUGUCACAUUUUAUCUGUCUCUCUUGGUGCAAGUAGCCCAGUUGAGUAUAUGCAGGAUCCCAUAGCCAUUGGAUCGUUCCACGCCAUGAAGAAUGGCAUCUUAACCUCCAAUUCUGCAGGCAAUUCGGGUCCCUCCCCCUACUCUGUUUCCAACAAUGCUCCUUGGUCUCUGACCGUGGCUGCUAGUACGAUAGAUAGGAAGUUUGUCUCUCAAGUUCAACUUGGCAAUGGACAGAUCUAUGCGGGACAUGCAAUCAACUCUUUCGCCCUUAAUGGCACGUACCCCUUGAUCUAUGGAGGUGAUGCAGCUAACUACUCUGCAGGAGCAACAGAUCUCACCUCCAAGUACUGCAUUCAAGACACUCUCAACUCCUUCAAAACUGAGGGCAAGAUUGUUCUUUGUGACUUCCUAUAUGAUGGUUCGGGGGUGCUUCAAGCCAAAGGCUUGGGGACCAUCAUGAGCGACCGUCGAUAUACGGAUUUCGCCUUCUCAUAUCCGUUGCCUGCCACCCUUCUUCUGCCAGACGAAGGAGAAUCUGUGAAAGCCUACAUUAGAUCAACCAGCACUCCUAUCGGAACAAUUUUGAAAGGGGAAACAUUCCAAGAUUCUGUAGCUCCAACUGUAGUUUCCUUCUCUUCAAGGGGACCGAAUGCAGUCACACUAGAUAUUUUAAAGCCUGACCUUACUGCUCCUGGUGUCGACAUUCUUGCUGCUUGGUCGCCGGUUGCCCCACCUUCUGGCAGCCCUGUUGACAAACGGUCUGUAGAUUUCAAUAUAAUUUCUGGUACCUCCAUGUCUUGCCCACACGUGAGUGGGGCGGCAGCCUAUGUGAAGUCUUACUACCCAUCUUGGUCUCCUGCUGCAAUCAAAUCAGCUUUGAUGACUACUGCCUCAUUCAUGGACAGUAGAAAGAAUGAAGAAGCAGAGUUUGCUUAUGGUUCUGGCCACAUCGACCCCGUAAGAGCAGUCCACCCUGGGCUUGUCUAUGACGCAGGUGUGAACGACUAUAUCGACUUCUUGUGCAAACAGGGAUACAACACUACAACCCUUAGGCUCAUAACUGGGGAUAACACGAGCUCAUGUGCUUCGAGCACCUAUGACAAAGCAUGGGGCUUAAACUACCCAUCCAUUGCUCUAUCCAUUGCCGAUGGUCAACCCAUCAAGGGUGUCUUCCCAAGAACCGUUACAAACGUUGGCUACGCUAACUCGACUUACCAUGCAUUCAUUACCGCACCUUCGGGCAUCAAGAUUACUGUGGAGCCCAAUGUUCUUUCUUUCAAAUCAGUCGGCGAGAAACAAUCCUUCUUGGUUAAGAUUGAUGGCGGUGUGGUUUCGCAGCUACCCAUUCAAUCAGGAGCCAUUACAUGGAAUGAUGGGGUUCAUCAAGUUAGGAGCCCUGUUAUUGUUUACACAGUGCUUCCUUCAAUGAUGAUGCCGAACACUGUGAUGAAGCCCUUCUCUUUUGAUGAAUCCUCAUUCAUCAAUGGCCUUCUUUAG
Amborella trichopoda is the source of this 2304-nucleotide messenger RNA. Its product is annotated as cucumisin. Gene Ontology annotation, biological process: proteolysis. Lineage: Eukaryota; Viridiplantae; Streptophyta; Magnoliopsida; Amborellales; Amborellaceae. The record is from RefSeq and is a predicted model, not a curated record. Gene Ontology annotation, molecular function: serine-type endopeptidase activity.